AUGAUAGAGAUCGUGGACGAUAAGUCGAAGUACUGCAUCCCAUUUCUGCUGGAGCGUUUGCGUAUCCACACAGCACGGCAUCCCUAUAAUACCCCGCCAUUCUUUCUGGGGCUCAAUGGCGUGCAAGGCGCCGGCAAGACUGUGUUAGUCUCAACACUACAAGACCUACUUCGCUCCGAGCCAUACUCGCUGUCUGUAAUCACAUUGUCGCUGGACGACAUUUAUUUAACCCACGCCGACCAGCUCGCCCUCGCGAGAGCCCAUCCAACAAACCCACUGCUGCAGCACCGCGGUCAGCCUUCCACACAUGACCUUGAUCUCGGUGUCCAAGUUUUCAAUUCUCUCGCUUCAGAGCAGCCCACAGCCAUCCCGCAAUAUGACAAAUCUGCCUUUUCCGGUCAGGGCGACCGCGUUCCCGACUCGCAAUGGACUGUUGUGAAUCGUGAAGGUCAAAAGAAAGUUAAGGUGAUCAUAUUCGAAGGGUGGUGUGUCGGAUUCCGGGCAUGCGAUGAGCAGACCCUCCACACCAAAUGGGAGAGCGCGGUUCGAGCAAAGGAGAGCGGCAACUAUCAAGGAAGGCUGGGACACCUCAAGUACGAGGAUAUUCAAGCAGUGAAUGAGGCAUUGAAACGGUACAAUGUUCUGACCGACAAACUCGACGCGCUGAUUCACAUCGAUGCCCAAGACCCCAGAUUCGUCUAUGAAUGGCGACAGGAGCAAGAGCGUACCUUGCGCGCCGCAACAGGUAACGGGAUGUCUGAGGAUCAGGUCAAGGACUUUGUUGACGGUUACUAUCCCUCCUACGAAAUUUUCACGGAAUCGCUCCGUGAGGGCGUUUUCAGGCCCCAAACAGGGGCCGCAAAUUCGCUUGAUUGGCAGGGAAGACAGCUUCGCCUGGUGGUUAAUCGCGACCGACGAGUCGAGGAGAUAAUUCAGAUUUGA
Molecule: messenger RNA, 942 nt
Organism: Penicillium diatomitis
Lineage: Eukaryota; Fungi; Ascomycota; Eurotiomycetes; Eurotiales; Aspergillaceae
Product: TDA10 family protein
Exons: 5
Coding region: 1-942 (313 amino acids)
Cellular component (GO): cytoplasm
Source: RefSeq, a predicted model, not a curated record